Molecule: messenger RNA, 1136 nt
Organism: Rana temporaria (common frog)
Lineage: Eukaryota; Metazoa; Chordata; Amphibia; Anura; Ranidae
Gene: CAPNS1
Product: calpain small subunit 1
Exons: 11
Coding region: 121-834 (237 amino acids)
Molecular function (GO): calcium ion binding
Source: RefSeq, a predicted model, not a curated record
GUACCCGUAUGAGUCAGUCGACUCGUCCCGCAGCCACCGCCUUGUCCGGAGAGAAGAAGGAGGAGGGAGAGGAACGGAUUCCCGGAACCGAAGAGCGCAUCCCCGGGGUUUAACGCAAUCAUGUUCCUGAUAAAUCGAUAUGCGGGCGGCGGCGGUGGUGGUGGGGGAUUCGGUGGAUUCGGUGGAGGAGGAGGAGGAGGAGGAGGAAUGUUUGGAGGCAUGAUGAGUUCACUCUUUGAGGCUGCUGCAAACUACAAACCAGAUCCUCCUCCUGCCAGAAGCCAUCCUUCCGUCAUUCAGGCAAAUGAGAACGAUGAAGAUCGGCAGUUCCGAAGGGUCUUCAAUCAGCUGGCCGGAGAGGACAUGGAAGUCAGCGCAACAGAGCUGAUGGGAAUCCUCAACAAAAUUGUUGCGAAACAUGGCGAUCUGAAGACAGACGGAUUCAGCCAGGACUCGUGUCGCAGCAUGGUGGCCGUAAUGGAUAGCGACAGCACUGGUAAACUGGGCUUCGAAGAGUUCAAAUACUUGUGGAAUAACAUUAAGAAGUGGCAGGCUGUAUAUAAGAGAUAUGAUACUGAUCGCUCAGGAACAAUUGGCGCUGCUGAACUACCUGGUGCCUUCCAAGCAGCGGGUUUCCAGUUAAGUGGUGAGCUCUUUCAGAUGAUCAUUCGACGUUAUUCUGAUGAGAAGGGAGAAAUGGAUUUUGAUAACUUCAUCUGCUGUCUGGUGCGACUAGAUGCCAUGUUCCGUGCUUUUAAAGCUUUGGAUAAAGACGGAGAUGGGAGGAUUAAAGUGACCAUUCAAGAGUGGCUGCAGCUAACCAUGUAUUCAUGAGAGGGAACAGGAUCUGCUGUCUGGAGCUGUGAAAAAACAAAAAAAAAAAACUUUUCUUCCUUCUGUCCUUGCUGUAUACAGGCCAGAUUUUUAUACACUGUACUGUGCGUCAGUACAUCUUUCUCCUUUGUAAACUUCAGUAUCAGAAAUUUUACACUUUGAUAUUGGAUCACCUUAGUUUGGUUUCACGGGGAUGUGAAGGUGGAUCCUAGAUGGCUGACACAAUUUUCUGUGUGAUGCUUUUUGCUGUGUCCAGUAUAUGUGCUGCAAUGCAAAGACAAUGAUAUUAAAACAGAUUUAAA